Aplosporella prunicola CBS 121167 is the source of this 1665-nucleotide messenger RNA. RefSeq lists its product as uncharacterized. Gene Ontology annotation, molecular function: protein tyrosine phosphatase activity. Gene Ontology annotation, biological process: positive regulation of G2/M transition of mitotic cell cycle; G2/M transition of mitotic cell cycle; positive regulation of G2/MI transition of meiotic cell cycle. Gene Ontology annotation, cellular component: nucleus; cytoplasm. Bases 1 to 1665 code for a protein of 554 amino acids. The transcript has 5 exons. The record is from RefSeq and is a predicted model, not a curated record. Lineage: Eukaryota; Fungi; Ascomycota; Dothideomycetes; Botryosphaeriales; Aplosporellaceae.
AUGGAGUCCUCGCCGCUUGCCGUCAUGCAGCCGCCGCCCUCGCCUGGGCUCUGGGGUUACAGACGCGACCUUGCUUCGACACGGCCCCGGUAUAACUCCCUUAAUCCGAAUAGCUUUAAUUUCAAGGAUUUGAGCAUGAAGAAAUCGGGUUCGGAUUACUUUGGGACCAAGGCUGCAAGGGGCUCGUCGCCGACAGUCAGUCUGGCAGCUGACUUGGCCCAAAACUUCACCAUUGAUCAGAGUCCCCAGCUGCCCACCCCUCGCCGAUCGCUGUUCACGUCAAACAUCUUCCAGCGGGCAGAGGACAAGGAAGGCGCUACCACCCCUCCGAUGUGGGAAAGAAUAACCACCCCGCCGAUCAACUCGUCCUCGCCAGGCUUCGGCGAUAACAUGGACAUCUCGCCUCUUCCCCACAAGCCUGCCUUCGGAGGCGCGUCAACCCGGGUCACGGUGCAGUCGCCGACGCCUGAGCCACCUGAGAGCAGGAUGGGAUGCUCUCCUACAUCCAAUCCGCUCCUUGACAGCCCAAUGCCCCCGCCAGACCGCAAGAAGUUGCCGUUCCCUGGCCGUCCCUCCCUUAACCGUCACAAAGCCUUCUCUUCCAACACGCUUAACAUGCAGUCGAAAGAGAACCAGGUGCCAUUCAAGUUUAACACAAGCAAUGGCAAGGAUUCGACGGAUCAGGAUGCAUUGGGCAAGUGCUUCAAGCAAUCUCCCGUCCAGGACCGUAAGUUUGCCAGCUUGCAGGGUGGGUUGCGCCCCCGGUCUGCCAACAUACCCUUGUUCAACAACAGCAACAACAACAACCGCUGCAACGGUUCCCCUGUUCCCGGUGUGAGGAAAACUUCAGCCGUUCGCCCUCGGAAGCAGUUCAGAAGAGCUAUGAGCAUGUUCGAGAACACUGAGGACUUCAUGAAAUCUGACUCAAAGAAGCAUGCUCCCAGUGGGCUGGCUGCGAUUGUGGAUGUUGAGGAAACUCCUCAGCUUCAUCUCCCCACUCUGCCUUCCAACGGCGAGCCUAACAGCUUACCCCGCAUUGACAGCGGCACCCUGGUUGAUGUUCUCAACGGUGACUAUGCUCACAUCUACGAUGACACUGUGAUCAUUGACUGCCGUUUUGAGUAUGAGUAUGAAGGUGGUCAUAUCGAUGGUGCCGUGAACUACUGUGAGCGUGAGUCGCUUGCGGAUAAGUUGUUCGACCCCUAUACCGACAUAGACCCGUCCUCGACCAAGAAGACAUUGUUGGUUUUCCACUGCGAGUAUUCAGAGCUUCGCGCUCCUCGAAUGGCCGAGUUCAUUCGGAGCCGCGACCGCACGGUUAAUGAGGACCACUACCCAAGGCUGACCUACCCCGAGGUGUAUAUUCUUCACGGAGGUUAUUCCUCUUUCUUCGACCAGUACAAAUGCCGUUGCUAUCCGCAAGACUAUCUCCGUAUGGAGUCUGAAGAACAUGAGCAAGCCUGUGAAGCGGGUUUGCACAAACUCAAACAACGCGCCAAGUUGAGCAGAGCCCAGACUUUUGCAUUUGGGCAAGAUGUCCAGAUGGAGGACAGUCCCACUGCGCCAACCAGGUCAAAGUCCACUGGCUUCGUCCACAUGGACUCGUCUGAUGACUUGAACAAUCAUGGGAGCCGCACGCAUGCGCGUAGGAUGGCUUCAUACUAA